Molecule: messenger RNA, 1260 nt
Organism: Loxodonta africana (African savanna elephant)
Lineage: Eukaryota; Metazoa; Chordata; Mammalia; Proboscidea; Elephantidae
Gene: SYT2
Product: synaptotagmin 2
Exons: 8
Coding region: 1-1260 (419 amino acids)
Biological process (GO): regulation of dopamine secretion; cellular response to calcium ion; synaptic vesicle endocytosis
Cellular component (GO): axon; dense core granule; exocytic vesicle
Molecular function (GO): calcium-dependent phospholipid binding; calcium ion binding; clathrin binding
Source: RefSeq, a predicted model, not a curated record
AUGAGAAACAUCUUCAAGAGGAACCAGGAGCCCAUUGUGGCUCCUGCCACCACCACCGCCACAAUGCCAUUUGGCCCCGUAGACAACUCCACUGAGAGUGGGGGUGCUGGAGAGAGCAAGGAGGACAUGUUUGCCAAGCUGAAGGAGAAGUUCUUUAAUGAGAUCAAGAAGAUUCCCUUACCACCCUGGGCGCUGAUCGCCAUUGCUGUGGUGGCUGGCCUCCUCCUCCUCACCUGCUGCUUCUGCAUCUGCAAGAAGUGCUGCUGCAAGAAGAAGAAGAACAAGAAGGAGAAGGGCAAAGGCAUGAAGAACGCCAUGAACAUGAGGGACAUGAAAGGGGGUCAGGAUGAUGACGACGCAGAGGGAGGCCUGACUGAGGGAGAAGGUGAAGGAGAGGAGGAGAAAGAGCCGGAGAACCUGGGCAAACUGCAGUUUUCCCUGGACUAUGAUUUCCAGGCCAACCAACUCACAGUGGGUGUUCUGCAGGCUGCGGAACUGCCUGCCCUAGACAUGGGAGGCACCUCCGACCCUUACGUCAAAGUCUUCCUCCUUCCAGACAAGAAGAAGAAAUACGAGACCAAAGUCCAUCGGAAGACCCUGAACCCUGCCUUCAACGAAACCUUCACCUUCAAGGUGCCGUACCAAGAGCUGGGGGGCAAAACCCUGGUGAUGGCUAUCUAUGACUUUGACCGCUUCUCCAAACAUGACAUCAUCGGAGAGGUGAAGGUGCCCAUGAACACGGUAGACCUCGGCCAGCCCAUCGAGGAGUGGAGGGACUUGCAAGGCGGAGAGAAGGAGGAGCCAGAGAAGCUGGGAGACAUCUGCACCUCCCUGCGCUACGUGCCCACAGCUGGGAAGCUCACCGUCUGCAUCCUGGAGGCCAAGAACCUGAAGAAGAUGGAUGUCGGGGGCCUUUCAGAUCCCUAUGUGAAGAUCCACCUGAUGCAGAAUGGUAAGAGGCUCAAGAAGAAGAAGACCACGGUGAAGAAGAAGACCCUGAACCCAUACUUUAAUGAGUCCUUCAGCUUUGAGAUUCCCUUUGAGCAGAUUCAGAAAGUCCAGGUAGUGGUCACUGUGCUGGACUAUGACAAGCUGGGCAAGAAUGAAGCCAUUGGCAAGAUCUUUGUGGGCAGCAAUGCCACAGGCACCGAGCUGCGGCACUGGUCCGACAUGCUGGCCAACCCCCGGAGGCCCAUCGCUCAGUGGCACUCACUAAAGCCCGAGGAGGAGGUGGAUGCACUUCUGGGCAAGAACAAGUAG